Molecule: messenger RNA, 613 nt
Organism: Drosophila serrata
Lineage: Eukaryota; Metazoa; Arthropoda; Insecta; Diptera; Drosophilidae
Source: RefSeq, a predicted model, not a curated record
AAGCUAUUGAUCUGUUUUCAAGUGUCGAUUGAUUGGCCGAUUGAUUAGCGAGCCACGUGAAAUGGGUGAAAAACUGAGGUCACUUUUGGUAAUAGGCAGCAUCCUGAUGAUGAGUUUGGUUCUGGUGCAUGGAGAGGACUAUGAUCAUGGCUCAAAGGACUUGCCCCAUGUGAGACAUAAGCGUGGCAUCAUUUGGGACUUUUUUCAAAAGAUGGUCAUUACCAAGAAUCUUAUAGUAGAUCAAUACACGGACACUCGUAAUACUCUGAAUGAUAUAUACAAUGUGGUAAAUGAGCAAUUUAGUGAUCCUGGUCCUCAAAAGCCUACCAGUAGUCCCAGGAUCACCACAGAAAAGAAUUCCUUGCUCAGUGGAGAGGACACGGGCAGUAAUAGCGAGGAAACCACUACCCCGUUUUCGAUUUCCCGCUACGAACUGGGUCGCAUUUUGGGCAGGAAUUUCCGUGGACUCCAGAAACUGGCCAUGAAGGAAUUCAAUACCGCUCUAAAUGCCACAAGCUACAAUCUGGCUGAGUACAAAGCCGAGGCGGACAAACAGUUUGCCAAUAGUCUGGCCGUUGAGAAGAAGAACAAACUGAAAAGCCUUAAGGGUUGA